Messenger RNA from Cydia strobilella, 6610 nucleotides. RefSeq names its product protein phosphatase 1B (gene alph). Lineage: Eukaryota; Metazoa; Arthropoda; Insecta; Lepidoptera; Tortricidae. The transcript has 5 exons. Gene Ontology annotation, biological process: peptidyl-threonine dephosphorylation; negative regulation of stress-activated MAPK cascade. Gene Ontology annotation, molecular function: magnesium ion binding; manganese ion binding; protein serine/threonine phosphatase activity. The record is from RefSeq and is a predicted model, not a curated record. The coding region runs from base 351 to 1517 and encodes 388 amino acids. Gene Ontology annotation, cellular component: cytosol; nucleus.
UAAAUCAUAGACAAUUACUAUUUAUGUCCGCCAUUCAUUCUUUUGAGUUGCUUUUUCGUUUUACGAUUUAAUCCAAAAUCGCAAGGAAUUUGUUAUCAAAGCAGCAUCAGCGCGUAAUAAUACGCUUCUACAAGCAGCUGACUUGAAAAAAUCCGGGUUGUGAAGACUGCGCGAGCAGUGCAACAGCUCGACCGUCUGACGUGCUCCUACCGUGAGAUCGUAUCGUACUUCCAGUGUUCCAGUGAUGCUUCCCUUUUACGUUAUCGGUCGCGACGUUCGCUUUGCGAGUGCCUGAUGGUGUGGAAACUAUGUGCGAAUAACAACUUAAGUAAUCAGAGAGAGGACUCAGUAUGGGGGCGUUUUUGAACAAGCCCGAGACUAAGAAAUAUAACGAGAAUGGGGAAGGAAACUGUCUUCGCUAUGGCGUGGCGUCGAUGCAAGGUUGGCGCGUGGAGAUGGAAGAUGCCCACCACGCGCAGUGCACUCUAAACGGAACUCUGUCAGACUGGAGCUACUUCGCGGUGUUCGACGGUCACGCGGGCGCGCGAGUGUCAGCACACUGCGCCGACAACCUGCUGGAAUGUAUCCUACAGACGGACGAGUUUCGGCGCGAGGAGAUCGCGGAGGCGAUCCGGGCCGGUUUCCUGGAUCUAGAUAAGAAGAUGCGCGAGCUUCCCGAGCUAUCGAACGGUGAGGAGAAGUCGGGCUCCACCGCCGUGUGCGCGUUCGUGUCACCUAAACAAAUAUACAUAGCGAAUUGCGGCGAUUCACGCGCUGUACUCGCGCGCAACGGUCAACCUAUAUUUGCUACGCGAGAUCACAAGCCAGAGCUUCCAUCUGAGAAGUCUCGCAUAGUUCAAGCUGGUGGUUCAGUAAUGAUCCAGCGUGUAAACGGCAGCUUAGCUGUAUCACGAGCGUUGGGUGAUUAUGAAUACAAGAAGGUGCUGGACCGGGGUCCGUGUGAGCAGCUAGUGUCCCCAGAGCCAGAGGUGUCAACUCAUGAGCGCUCAGAAGGGGAGGAUGAGUUUCUAGUGCUUGCAUGUGAUGGAGUUUGGGAUGUGAUGACUAAUGAGGCUCUCUGUGCCUACGUGCACUCACUGCUGCAGUUGACGGACGACCUGGUGGCUGUGACCAAUCAGGUCAUUGAUACCUGUCUUUAUAAGGGCAGCAAAGACAACAUGAGCAUCGUGCUGGUGACAUUCCCCGCGGCUCCCAAGCCCAGCGCGGAGGCCCAGCGCGCCGACCGCGAACUCGACGAGACGCUCCGGAAGCGGCUGACAGCCUUGAUCGAGAAUAGCUUCGGCAGCGAGGAGCGCGAGGACACGGCGUGCCACUUCUCGUGGGUCUUGAAACAGCUCGCCCGGGAGAACAUCCCUGGCCUUCCCCCCGGCGGAGGCCUGGCUGCCAAGCAAUCGCUCCUGGACAAGAUAUACCGGGAGUUCUACCCGGAGCACGCGGACAGCUCCGAGACGUUCGACUGCCAGCCCGAGCUCACGGACGCGUUCGGCGCCAACUAAGCACGCAUCUCGCAUCGACCACCCGAUUGACUGAGACUCAUUUUUGUUUCCAGACUUAAUUGACGUUUCAAAAUGUCAAAUGUGCAGCGAGCUGCAAAAUUGCAUGGACAUAUUAUGAUUGAUUUCGUUCAUAAUAAAUGCAAAUUUGCGGUUGGGUGUACCAAUAUAGUCUGACCCAUCAUUUCCUUCACUAAAACAAGGCAGCAAUUUGGAAAAUAAAGACGUGGAAAGUAAGAAGUUUGGAACUUCAUGUCUUGUUUUAGUGACAGCAAUGGUUGGAAAGACAAUAUUAGAAACUAUUGGGAAGAGUUCAUAUUGUUAAUGUCAUUUUUAUGACAUGUAAUUUUUCAUAGGUACUCCUUAAAAAUACGUCACCAUCUUACCGUCACGAACAUCAAAUAAGAUGAUGCAAUUUUAAUUUCAAAAUAUAACAACGCAUGAAAUGUGAAUUCAGUAUCUGGGAAUUCAAAAUACAUUUUAAUCAAUCAACCAAAGCCAAAAGGAUUCUGUCGCUCGUAUCCCGAUUAGACUUAUUUACACAAUUAUUAAGUUGUCUCCAGUUGUACGCAUAUUAUUUGAAUGCAAAUGGAGUGUGGAGUUCAAAAUUACGCAGAAUUCGUUUGUAAGUCGAUAUCUAUGUUUGUCACCGUAAUUUCUAACUCCAGCUUUUAUUUGCACGUACCGAAGUCAAUGUGUAUGAUUUAUAUAUUUCAGAUUGAUUAGUCUGUUGUGAACAUGUCAAUCAAGGUAGUCGAUGCGAUUAUACUAAAUGAUUUCAAGCGGCUGACUGAGAGUAAUGUGUAGCAAAAGUCAUCUACAUUUUUCAUACUUUUGACACUCAAUUUCAGACAUUUGUUUCACAAGCCUCUCGGGCGGCUCGGUUAGACAGAAUUGCACACUAUCUCACUUCAGUACUAGUUCAUCAAAUCUAUCUAAAAGCUUAUAAAACCGGGAGAUUAUAUGAGUGUACCUAAUAUCGAGAUUAAAUCACUAAUGGUUACAAUUCUCUUGAGAAAGAUGGAAACUGUUGCCAUAGAUAUUUUGGCCCAAAAUUAUUCGGGGAUUCUAAGAUAGUGUAUGAUUUUGUUCUACAAAUUGUACAUGAAAAUCCACGCUAUCUGAAUUUCUUUUGAGAUUGUCGUUGUUUUCGCGAGCUUUGUACAAAACCUGCAACGUGUGACCAUAGUUUAAUAGAGUUAAGAUUGUCUGUGGUAGUCUAGCGCGGCAGUCUCAACAUGGUUUAGUACACAUGCUAAUAAAAACAAUAUCCAGAGACAUCGGGUCUACGAAACUGGAUAUCUAUGGUCACCAAGCAUCUAAAAGACAAGAGUACCUUAACAUAAUGUUUUGCGAAACUAAAUUUACGAACAUUUACACAUUUUUAACGUUACGUAGACCUUAUGUAUCUCUGGUUCUCCGUAUGUGUAACGCUAUGUAAUACUCUAGCCCUCGUCUGUUGUGGAACCGGCACCUUUAAGUCAUAGACUAAAUUAUUUUUUGUUUACUUCUAAAUGUUUAGUGUAUAAAUAGGUCUGUCGUUCGCCGUUCCAUAGCAGAUUCAUUUAAUUGUUUUACCUGAAUGUAAAUGUUGAUGUGUGGCACAAAUUUCCGUUUCACCUUACCGGGUAGGGAGCCAGCGAAACCGUUCUUAUUUUUAUUUAGUCGCGUUACAUCCUCAUUUCGUAGUUUAGUUCUCGUUUUCGUGUUAUAUAUUUUCGGCCAUUCAUAAAUGUCAUAAUACUAGAUGUGUAAUAUGGAUUCGAGUAAUAUAUGCGUAGGUAUACAACCGUUUGCACAUAUUUCUCUGUAAACCUUGUUGUUCUGUGUUGUCCGUGAUAUUGUUUACGGGAUGAUUUGGCACGACGAACUGAAUCAUUUCUUAUACCAAUAUCUUAAAACAAUAACUGUUUCAAGUUGUUUUCAUUCGAAAGCCUAAAAUCUUUUAACGAUUAAAAUAAUGUAUUAAAAUAAAAUUCGCAAUAAAAAAACAUAAUAAACUAGCUUUUUGUAUAUAAUUUCUGUAUUUCAAUUACAUAGUCAUUGUCCAAAAUAUUAAAGUCAUUUUAGGUGUUAUCUUAUGGGAUUUGGAAUUAGGGUAAUAGUGUUUGGGUUAUCUUCCACGGAGCUGUACUUCAGUUUCUAUCGUGUUAUGAAAUAAAAUUGUAGAUUUAAUUAUUGCUUUUAAAUUUUUCUUUUAUUAUGCGUCACUAGAAUGUUUUUUCCUUUUUAUUUGAUAACUUUGGAUUGCUUUGCGAACGCUUCGUACUUAGGAAAUUACUAAUAAAAUGUAUUUGGUUACUCUUGAUGUUUAGGUAUUCACCAUGACCGUACAAAAUGUGAACUGUCAAAAAUGUAGUACGAGAGCCGAUGUUAAUAUAUCAUUAUAAUAAAUCUGUUACCAAAUUUAAAAAAUAAUAGCGGUCUUUUUAUGAUAAAGAGUUUAUUUCUUUUCCUCUUGUAAAUAAAAGAGAAAAUCGAGAAAAUACUUUUGUACCUGUUCGAGAGGUUCAUUAGAGUGUAACUAAAUAGUUUUACGGAACAAAUUUAUAUGCGGCGGUGUCUACCGAAGCUUAGAUGCUGUACUAAUUAUCACGCUAUACUAAGUUGUACGCACUCGCUCACAGCUGACAAAGACUAUAUCCCACUUCUGAAGACAUAUCCGCUGCUGUGUGAGAACAAUGUUCUUGCGACGUGAUUGUCUUUUCGCUUGUUUUGAAACGUAUUUCUUAAGAAGUGAAUCCAAUCGUUGCCUGUGAGCUGUGUGUGUCAAAUGUCUAGUUGAAAAACUUCCAUUAAAAUUGGUCUUUCAAACCAAAUUAGACCUUACUCAUUUAUGAUUGGAAAAUGACAUAACUAACGUUCGUUCAAUUUUGGUUUGACGGGCUAAUAGUUACUGAGUAACAUAGCGCGUAACAGCAAGCAUCCUGUGUCCUAGUGUUUUAACUACAAGAUAAUUAUUGGUGGUAGCGAAAAGCUGUGAUCAAAAUUUUAUUGGCUCAUAAUUUUAUAUUUCGGUUAUGUUAUGUUGUUAGGUCCACAGACCUAGAAGGGCUGAGCUACGCAAGUGUUUCGUACGUUAGAGCGUUUUCACAUUGUCCGAUCCGAUAUCGGAUGUAGGAUCCUACAUCCGAUAAAAUGCUUCCGAUAGUGUCGGUCCGACAUGACCCAAGUGAAACUAAAGCCUGACCAAUAUAUGAUCAUUGUCAAGAGGGCGCUGUUAUUCUCAUGUAUAGGGUGACAGUUCAGAAUAGUAUGAAAAAAUUUGUUUCAGUGUAAUUCCGCAACAUGGCGCGUCAUAUCUGGUCAGGCUUUACUUACAUUUGAAUAUUUGUUAACACACCUUUGCGACCAUGACCAGUGAAACCUGCGUCGAAACGUCGGAAAUAAUGGUAACAAAAUAAAUUCGCGAUACACGUUAUAAACCAUUUAUAAACGUUUUAAUCAAUAUAUUUAACUCAAAACAACAUUCAUGAAAAUAAAAGGCCAAGAGUCGAGAAGAUGGGGAAAUUGUGUUUUUUUUUAUGUUAGGGACAAUGAUCGAGCGACAUACAGCUAAGAUUAAAAUUUAAUAAUUAAAACAUAUAUAGUCAAACACACCCAACUUCUUCUUCUUGCUAGCGUUAUCCCGGACUUUGCCAGGGUCCGCUUUCCUACUUGCCUUUCUCCACUUUGCUCGAUCCUGGGCGACCUUAAUUUUUAAUUAAUAACGAUCAAGCACACUACUACAAACAUGUGCCUACACAUACGCACACAAACAAAAAUUAUCGUCCGACAGCUGACGGGGGGCUCCGACAUGGCUGAAUCUAUCGGAAGCGCGUUUCCGAUAUCGGAUGUCGGAAGGCGCCUAUGAAAAAAACAGCUGCAAGAGAGUGCCAUUGGCGUUAAAUCAACCUUUUUUGCGUUCUUUAUCGUUUUUUAGUAAUAAUGAUUUAUUAAAUGUAUAUAUAAAUACAGAGAAACACAAAUCUGACAUUUUACUUCCUUUCGAUAUUGGAUCGGACAUUGUGAAAACGCUCUUAUACAAAUAAUUCUAGAUUUGUCAAUUCAAAUUGGAUCCUUAUCUUAUAUUUACAGCAGUAAGUAUAAAUCAGGGACCCGUCCACUCUUUCCCAGAAAAAGCAUUAAUGGCUUAGUCGUUUAAUGAAUGAGUUUGAUCCCAACGAUUGGCUUUCCCUUUGAAUUGCUUACCCGUUCAUUUGACUUAGGGUUUUCCCUUUCAGAGAUACCGCUAAAAUGAAAGGGUAUCCCCUUCCUAAUUCAAAAAAUUAUGACAUCUGUCUCUGUCCUGUCAACGCGCUAGACACCUUCCUUCCAGUCCUUCACUUUAAACAUAAAUAAACAAUAUUUUAUUCUAUUUUUACGAAGAGAAAGACGAAAAUGGAAUAAGCGUUAUAAUUUAUAAUCGAUACCCCUUCAAGGGGUUAGUACUUAAGGAACGGGUAUCAGCUUACCCGUAUUAUGGAGCGCUUAAAGUACUGGGCGGGUCCCUAUAAAUUCAAAUGCUAAACAGUCCCUAUUUAUUCAAAGCGGGUACUUGCGUCUCUUAGUCGCUUUAUAAUGUGGUUAGUAUAGACCUAGGAUCAUAGGAUCAGGAAUAAAAUUUUUGCUUCCAUCAAAAAUAUACUUGUUUUAACUUACCUGUCCCCGAUCCAAUGUUGUAGGAAAUAUAUUUAUUUUAAUAUUUCUUUUUACAUAAAACUGAAAAUAACGUAGUGCUAUUAACAUAACUUUUUUUCUCUUGUGAAUAAGACCAGAUAUUGGUUUCAUCGGAAUGAAUGUUAUGUCCAUGAUAAACAGGAUUCCGUAUCUUAAUGUAAAAAAUAUAUUUUUCACACAAAAACUAGAUGCAUUUGUAAAUACGGCAAAGUACAAUUAUAGUAAUGUCUCGGGAAAGUUAUUUCGGUUACUAAUGUACCAGAGUAAUAUUAUAUUCUUUUUUUUAGGUACGGAACUCUACACAGAAACGAAGUUCACGUUUGAUAGUUUUUCUUUUCAUUUUAAUUAUACUUUGGCUUUCUGUCGAAAGUCUUACGGAUUGUCUCGUUAGAACCUAGUAGACGCUUGAUCAAUAAUAAAAUAUGUACCUACAUUUA